This is a messenger RNA of Trametes versicolor FP-101664 SS1, 258 nucleotides long. RefSeq lists its product as uncharacterized. The record is from RefSeq and is a predicted model, not a curated record. The annotation marks the transcript as partial. Lineage: Eukaryota; Fungi; Basidiomycota; Agaricomycetes; Polyporales; Polyporaceae. The transcript has a single exon.
CGGACGGUAUGGGUUGUCCCCGUGGUUCUUGGCGAUGGCUUGCCGCGGUGUGAUAGUGGCGACCUGCAACGAGAGUCGUGGGCGCGGACUGUGUUAAUUUUGUUUGUCCCUUGGCGGCGUCCGGGUGACUUGAAGGCGCCUUCUGAAUCCUGGUACGCCGCUUACGAGCGUCGUCGGCCUGGUAUCUGCUCUGAGCAUGCUGCUUUCAUUCGAAACAUGAAUGUCUUAUCUGAGUGUAGGGACGCUCGAUCAGAACAC